Messenger RNA from Linum trigynum, 1227 nucleotides. The record is from the annotation of a GenBank genome assembly. Lineage: Eukaryota; Viridiplantae; Streptophyta; Magnoliopsida; Malpighiales; Linaceae.
AUGACGGAGGAGGAGGAAGAGCAGCGCGAUUGGAAGCAUCUCCCCGGCGAGCUUCUGGACACAAUCAUUUGCCGUCUAACCAAACUAUCCGACUUGAUCCAUUUCCAAGCCGUUUGCAAGCCGUGGAGACGAACACCCCCAAAGCUCCGCCAAACACUGCCGUGGCUAGUCUCGUCGUCUCACGGUAGUGCGUGCCACCGAUUCACCGACGUGACGGCGAGAAACGACAAGUGGCGGCAGAUCGAUCUAGCCGCCGGAGACGCCGUGGAGGUUCAAUCUCACGGCUCGGCGCUCGGAUGGAUGCUCCUGGAAGAACGCCGGCGGAAGCCGGAAAGAUCUUGCGCUCUGUGCUUGAUGAACCCUUUCACGAGAAACCAGAUCCACCUCCCGGCAAAAACAGGGCGGCAGCCGGAAAGAUCUUGCGCUCUGUGCUUGAUGAACCCUUUCACGAGAAACAAGAUCUACCUCCCGGGGAAAACAGGGCAGGGCGAGUACCUCCUCGAUGUCGAUUGCCCAAUUCCGAUGAUCUCAUCCAUAAAAGGGUUUGCAAUGUCGGAUGAGGUAGCAGCAGAGGGAUAUGUCGUGAUCGUAUUGUGCUCUACGAACUCCGGCCACGGUGGCCUAGCAUUCUGCAAGCUCGGAGCAGGAGGAGCCAAUCGACGACGACUGUGGUCGUUCAUCACUCUCAACCCCUCAGAGGAUCGAAAAUUCGAUUUGGGCCGAUCGGAAAUCGCAUUUUCUUCCCAGGAAGGGAUUCUUUACGUGCUCUGUCCAGAUGAUGGAAGGGUUUUCGCCUGUGAUCUUGUCGACCAACAGCCCGUGCUUUCCUUGGUUUUUCACCCUGCGAAUUCUGCUCCUCUGUUUCGCCGCUCUGGAACCUGCUGCUACCGCUUGGUUGAAAGUCCGGAGGGAGAGCUGAUGCUUCUGAUCAGAACCACGGAGGCGGGAUGGACGGACAAUGAUCUUCUGGUGGUCGGAUUCAGUAUUUACCAGAUGAGUGAAGAUGAAGGGAGAUGGGAAGAGAUGAGAGACAUAGGUGAGUAUGCUCUGUUUUUUGAUUCGUGCAAGGCUAUCUACGUCUCUGUCAAAGAUCAUCCCGAGUGCGUAAGGAAUUGUGUUUACGAGAGGGAGAACAUAAACCGUCUCAGUUGUGGGCGACUUACUUGCCAUCGUUUAGAAAACAAUGUCCAUGGUGGGGAUUGUUGGAUUUUGCCAUCGAAUUAUUAA